AUGACUUCACUGUCGUUUUCACUGGCCCCGGAGGCCUUGGUCCGCCUGCACAACGCUUUGAUAUGCCUUUCGAAAUUCAGCCAUUAUGUGUCCAUUGAAGCGGAAUACGAUCUGCUCCGGUUGAGUGCACUCAAUCUGACCAAGACCGCGUAUGCCGGAUUUGCUUUGGACGCGGACGAGUUCUUCCAAACCUACAUAUUUGGAGUCAACCACAGCAAUGCUUCCACAAGGCUCCGUGCGGAUAAAUUUAGCUGCCAAAUUGACGUAAAGACUCUUUUAUCAGUUUUCAAAGGAAGGACUAGUGGACGCGACAAGGACACCGCGGUCGAACGCUGCGAGGUCGAGCUCCACGAAGAUAUCGACGAGACAGAAUGCAGACUUGUCAUCCGAAUGAUCUGUGGACUUGGCGUGAUCAGGUCAUACAAGCUCACCUAUGAGCCAACUACUGUUCAGCACGCUACUUUUGAUCGAUCAAGUACUUCAAAUCAGUGGAGUAUUGAACCAAAGUUUUUGAAAGAGAUAACCGAUCAUUUUAGCCUCUCAGCAGAGCAGCUGGACAUCUUUUCUGCCCAUGACAAGGCCAUCUUUACGAGCUAUACCACAAAGAUUACGGAUGGUAAAGAAAUAUUGAAACAGCCAGUGCACACGUCUGUGGCUAUUGAGAAGAAAGAUUUCGAGCAAUUCCUGGUCGAAGAUAGUCUCCACGUUGUCAUCCAUUUAAAGGAUUUCAAAGCGGUCAUCGCGCAUGCCGAGACGGCAGGUGUGAUGAUCACCGCUCGAUAUACCAACCCAUGUCGGCCCUUGCAAUUCGCAUACGACUUCGCAGGGGUGAAGACCGAGUUCACUUUGAUGACAACAGGCGAGUCAGAUGCCAGCGACCCCAGUUCCUCCCGAGCGGCCGUACCACAGCUGUCCGCUAGACAGACACCCGCUCCUGCCAACGUGAGCCAAACCAAAACCGCCUCAAGCACAAGGCAGAUGCCUCCUCCACGCAGCCGAUCUGUACGCACUCUCACGGGGAACUCUGCUCGUGGUACGGCGGAAGUAAGCACUCAAAGCCAGCGGCCCCCAGCCUCGAUCGACUUCGAUAGUCUGUUUGUGCCGGCGGAUGACGACAGGCAAUGGGAUGUGUCGAACGAAGAUGAAAGGGAUGAAACUGAGGAUAUGCUUGGUUGGGAUGCAACCACUGACCAGGAAACUUUCAGCGCAAGUAUGGGACCGCGGUUACGGGACAUCGAGCCCAGUAUGCCACUCCAGGAGGAACAAGCGGUCGAUCAAGAGGAAGCAACGGGGAUUCCUCCAACGCAGCGCAUGUCACAGGUGAGCCGUCUUCAUCUACACGAUGAUCCAGCUGGUCGCACAACCAGCACCAAUCCCAACCACACGAGCACCGCCUUCAAUCGGCAAAGGAAUCCGACUAACCCUGCCCUGCACAUUUCCCCGAGCAUCAACAUCCGGUCCACAAUUACCAUGCUCUCCCCACCCAAAAGCAACCACAGUCUGGUCGUCAACAAGAGCCAGGACAUGUUCACUCCCAGCAGCUAUUUGACCCAACUUCGGAAGAUCCCCAGGCGGAAGCUGGCCGCGGUCAUUGCGACCCCACGCCACAACGGAGGAGUCCCCCCGAUGUACAUAAACACCAUGCCAACUAGCAGAUAA
Messenger RNA from Aspergillus campestris IBT 28561, 1659 nucleotides. Its product is annotated as putative DNA repair protein rad9. Gene Ontology annotation, biological process: cellular response to ionizing radiation; DNA replication checkpoint signaling; mitotic intra-S DNA damage checkpoint signaling. Gene Ontology annotation, cellular component: checkpoint clamp complex. The record is from RefSeq and is a predicted model, not a curated record. The coding region runs from base 1 to 1659 and encodes 552 amino acids. NCBI's taxonomy places the organism in Eukaryota, Fungi, Ascomycota, Eurotiomycetes, Eurotiales, Aspergillaceae. The transcript is spliced from 7 exons.